This is a messenger RNA of Aspergillus tubingensis, 1071 nucleotides long. Its product is annotated as Gfo/Idh/MocA family protein. Gene Ontology annotation, cellular component: cytoplasm. The coding region runs from base 1 to 1071 and encodes 356 amino acids. Gene Ontology annotation, biological process: NADPH regeneration. Gene Ontology annotation, molecular function: oxidoreductase activity; nucleotide binding. The record is from RefSeq and is a predicted model, not a curated record. Lineage: Eukaryota; Fungi; Ascomycota; Eurotiomycetes; Eurotiales; Aspergillaceae. The transcript has 3 exons.
AUGAGUUCCAUCCAGAUUGCAGUUGUUGGCCUUGGCCGAAUGGGCAAGCGCCAUGUGCAUACAUUGCUCUACCGAGUCCCACGGGCAAAGGUGGUGGCAGUCUGCAGUACCGAUGCUAGCGAGAUUGAAUGGGCCAUGAGCAACCAGGAGUAUAAAGACUUCGGCAUCACUGUCUAUGACAACUACGACAACAUGCUGGCUCAUCCUGGACUUCAGGCAGUCUGGAUCUCGAGCAGCACCGACGUGCAUGCAAGCCAAUCCCUGGCUGCUAUCAACAAAGACCUGCAUGUCCUUUGCGAAAAGCCACUGAGUACGGACUUGACAGAGGCCCAGUCAGUGGUUGACGCAGCAAGAGCCAAGCCUUCACUCAAAGUGAUGGCUGGUUUCUCGCGCAGAUUCGAUGCCUCCUACCGGGACGCGAGCCAGAAGAUCUUCGACAAAAAGGCCAUUGGAUCACCAUUCCUGGUGCGGUCAAACACCUGCGACUUGAAGGAUGAGACGGGCUUCUUCGUCCGAUACGCAUCUCGCAACGGUGGUAUCUUUGUCGAUUGCGCUAUUCACGACAUUGACUUGUCGCUCUGGUUCUUGGAUAACCCGACGCCCAAAGCUUGUUGGGCAGCUGGAACGCUUCAGCAUCACCCAGAGCUGAAAGACCUGGCAGACGUCGACAAUGCAGUCGGUGUUGUUGAGUUCUUCGGCGGCAAGAUUGCAUACUUCUACUGCUCGCGGACCCAGGCACAUGGUCAUGAUGUCUGUACCGAGAUUACCGGCACUGAGGGUAAGGUGAUGGUCAACGUGAUUCCGCGACAGAACAACGUUGUCCUUGCCGAUAAACUGGGUAUGCGACACGAAGUGCAGCCGGAAUACUGGGAGCGAUUCGAGAAUGCAUUUGCCGUGGAAGCCAACGAGUUUGUAAAUGCAGUGCUCAAGGAUACCGAAGUCCCGCUGCCGCUGGAGCGAGGAAUCAUGGUGAUGAAAAUUGGACAAGCUCUGCAACGGGCUCUACUAUCUGGGGAGGUAGUCCGGUUUAACGAGAAUGGCGAGCGACUGAACUGCAACGAUUUGCAUUGA